UUCUGUCUUCUCAAUUUCCCCCCUUUUUCUCAACUCUUUGCGUGUCUUCAAUUACGAAAUUACUUGAGCCUGUUCUUUUUGUUUAUUUUUUUUUGCGAGUUUGACCACGGAGCCAGUUUUUAGAAAAGCUACGCAUAAUCAGCCCAGGACAUUUCAACCAAACUCACAUCUCUGUCGCAUUUACUUUUUUCCCUUUACUUUUUUUUUUAAAUUACCGAGUUUUCCUUCUCCUACACAAUGCCAGUGCCACUAGCAGCAGCAGCAGCGGUGACGUAUCCGCCACAGAAGCACCAGCAGGACAUGCCACACGGCCCACUAAAAAGCACAAGCGAGUGCGCGCAAGAGGAGGCACAAGCGGUACUCGACUCACUGUUUACGCACGCAACCACCGGCCUAACAUCCCUAAGCGUGCAGCAGCGGCAGCGCGUAUACGGCAAGAAUGCACUGGAGGGGGGCGAGGAAGAGAACAUAUUUGUAAAGUUUAUCAAGAGCAUCGUAACCAACUCAAUGGUGAUGCUUCUAUUCGGGUCAGCCGGCGUAUCAGUUCUCGUAGGCAAUCUGGACGAUGCCUUUAGCAUUACACUGGCCAUUCUGAUAGUGUCCACUGUGGGGUUCGUGCAGGAGUAUCGGUCGGAGAAGUCGCUGGAGGCUUUGGCGUCGCUGGUGCCCAAUUUCUGCCACGUCGUGCGCGACGGCGAGUCCGUUCGCCUGCUGGCCGAUCACCUGGUUCCUGGCGACAUUGUCCGCUUCGUUACCGGCGACCGGAUCCCCGCGGAUGUGCGCAUUGUGAGCGCCAACCAUUUGGAGAUCGACGAGUCAGCGCUGACCGGCGAGAGCGAGGCCCUGGCCAAGUCCGCCGACCGCGUGCACUCGCAGGUGUACGAGCUGAGCUUCUCCGAGCGGUGCAACAUUGCAUUUAUGGGCACGCUGGUGCGCAACGGCCACGGCACUGGCGUCGUCGUGCGCAUUGGGUCGAUGACCGAGUUUGGCCACAUCCACGAGAUGAUGCGCGACAUCGAGGUGCCGCGCACGCCGCUGCAGCGCGACAUGGAUAAGCUCGGUCAGCAGCUCUCGCUGGUGUCGUUCUGCGCCAUUGGCUUUAUCUUUUGCAUCGGCGUCUUGCAGGGCAAGGGGUGGCUCGAGAUGUUUACCAUUGGCGUAUCGCUGGCUGUGGCUGCCAUUCCCGAGGGCUUGCCUAUUGUCGUGACGGUGACGCUAGCACUGGGAGUUUUUAAGAUGGCUAAGCGCAAGGCUAUUUGUCGCAAACUGCCGUCGGUCGAGACUCUUGGUGCUGUCAAUGUGGUUUGUGCGGACAAGACCGGCACGCUGACACUCAACCGCAUGGAGGUCGAGUACCUGUACACGCCGGCUGACGGCCUGACCACGGUGCGCGCCGAUACGCUGUCGGGAAUUGCCCAGACGCGCUCGCUUCAGCAGCUCCUGCGCACCGGCAACAUGUGCAAUAACGCGACGACCGACGAUCGCGGAGCCUUCAUCGGCCAGUCGACGGACAUUGCCAUUCUCAACGCUGUUAUGCGUAUCAGACACUUUGACGAACGCGAGCGUAUUGAGCGCCUGGCUGAGGUGCCGUUCAACUCGGAGACCAAGUUCAUGCAGGUCGAGGUUUCGGCCGACAACGACGCGGCCGCUCCGCAGCUGCCGGGCACCAAGCGCAAUGUCAUCUACAUGAAGGGUGCGUUGGAGACCAUCAUGGAGCGAUGCAAGCUGUAUUUUGGCGCCAAUGGCAGCGCCAAUCCGAUCACCAAGGCGGUCACCGAGGGUAUUGUGACGCACGCCGAUCAACUCUCGCUGCGCGGUCUGCGUGUUGUUGCCGCGGCAUUUGGCGUCGAAGGACAGAUGGUCUUUGCAGGGCUUUUUGUCAUGCAUGAUCCGCCACGCGACGGCGUUAACUUGACGAUUGCGCGGCUGAUGAGUGCUGGUGUGCGCACGGUUAUGAUCACAGGCGACAGCGAGACCACUGCAGUGUCAGUUGCCCGCAGUAUUGGGAUUCCGGUUCUGGGCGACCACCGCGGCUGCAUGCUGGGAUCGCAGCUGGACUGUAUUGGCGACUUGGAGCUGGCUGAGAAUAUACGUGAGGUGUCUGUGUUUGCACGGGCGACGCCCAAGCACAAGGUACGCAUUGUGCGCGCGCUGCAGCAGGCUGGCGAUGUUGUGGCGAUGACUGGGGACGGCGUCAAUGAUGCGCCGGCGCUGAAGCUUGCGGACAUUGGUAUUUCCAUGGGCGAGAACGCGACGGAUGUGGCCAAGGAGGCAGCGGAUGUUGUUUUGGUCAACGAUGACCUGUCGACUAUUCUGUCAGCGAUUGAGGAGGGGAAGAGCAUCUUUAGUAAUAUUCGCAACUUCGUCACGUUCCAGCUCAGCACGAGCGUCGCUGCGCUGACUUUGGUGGCUCUGUCGACUAUAAUUGGCCUGCCGCAGCCGCUGAAUGCCAUGCAAGUCCUGUGGAUCAACAUUCUGAUGGAUGGUCCGCCUGCUCAGUCGCUGGGCGUCGAGCCUGUGGAUCCCGAGGUCAUGAAGCAGCCUCCGCGCCCGAAAAACGCAAACAUAAUCACUCGUCCUCUCGUCACCCGCGUUCUCACCGCUGCCGCCCUUAUUGUCACCGGAACCAUGGCAGUUUACGUCUCCGAAAUGCAAGAUGGCGCGGUCACAGCUCGGGACACUAGCAUGACAUUUACAACAUUCGUGUGCUUUGAUAUGUUCAAUGCGCUGACAUGCCGCUCAGCCCGCCGCUCAGUGUUUGAUUUCGGAAUAUUCAGCAAUACAGCCUUUAACUUUGCUGUCGCUGGCUCGCUCAUCGGCCAGCUAGGCGUCAUUUACCUUCCGUUUUUGCAGCGGGUGUUCCAGACUGAGGCCCUGGGCUUGCUGGACAUUCUCAAGAUCAUCACCCUGUCGUCUUCUGUCCUGUGGGUCGACGAGGCAUUCAAGUGGUGGGAAGCCAGGAAGCACGAAGAUACCACCGAGGACAUCCAAAUGAUGAACGUCUAGAAUAUAUAUAUUUUCUAUUUUUGAUUGUGACGUAAUUUUUACAUCAUAGCUGUGCUAGUUUUGUGUGCCUUCCCCGCUUAAUAUUCAAUAUUCAAAAAGGGAAGGAAGGGAGGAAGGGAUUGUCCGGAAAUGCGCACAACCACUUUCAAUGAACAAAAGGAAUUAAG
Molecule: messenger RNA, 3173 nt
Organism: Kickxella alabastrina
Lineage: Eukaryota; Fungi; Kickxellomycota; Kickxellomycetes; Kickxellales; Kickxellaceae
Product: PMR1-type calcium-transporting P-type ATPase
Exons: 3
Coding region: 238-3006 (922 amino acids)
Biological process (GO): intracellular calcium ion homeostasis; calcium ion transmembrane transport; manganese ion transport
Cellular component (GO): endoplasmic reticulum; plasma membrane; Golgi membrane
Molecular function (GO): ATP binding; ATP hydrolysis activity; P-type calcium transporter activity
Source: RefSeq, a predicted model, not a curated record